AUGAGGCCAUAUCGCAAAAGCGACCUAGAGCGAAUAGUAGAUCAAAUAAACCUAAGAGGCUUUCAAAGAGGUAAUUAUUUGGUAUAAGGCAAAAGGGAAUAAAAGACUUAAAAUAAUUACAUUACAUCUUUAAAAGAAAUUCAAUUGACUCAAAAUCAAAAUGAAAGUUAUUGCGAGGGAAUAGAUGAAGAAGUAAACAUCAAUAGGUCAGUUCUCAAUUUCGAACUUAUUGAUGCUAUAGAACUUGAAAGUAGAAUAGGUCGAAAGUAAGAACAAAGUAAAGUAUAUCGAUCUUUUGAGGGCCUAAUAAAUGAUGAAUAAAACACCUCUCUAUACCAUAGGUACAACUAAAAAAGUCAAGAAAACAUCAGAGAUCACUAAACUGAAUAUGUAAAGUCAUAAGGUUAGCAAGAAAUUUUGAAUGAAUAUCAUGUUCGAUCAAGAAGGAACGUCUACGAGGACAACUACAAUUUAAGAUUGAUAAAUUCUCAAGGAAUAGAAGCUAUUUUGAAUAACUUCCAUAAUUAUUUUGAUUCUUAUCCCCUUUUGAAAUUGAGAAAAUACAUAGUUCUUUUAUUGGAGCUGCUAUCUUAGAUUUGCGAAAUGAUCAUAUCAAGUAGAGUAUAUAGAUAUGUGAUGCUUUUUAUAAUUACGACAAACAUAAUCUUAUUAAUAACAAAAUAUUAUGGCAAUUUUUAUGAGCAAUAUUAAGAAUUUUUUGAUACACAACAGGAGGUGUUUUUUAUAAUCUAUGUUUUAGAAAUUUGUAUACGAGUGUCAGGCCACAAUAUAGUAAACUUUUUCUGUCAAUUUUGGAAUAUUUUUGAUUUGAUAAAUGUAGUGAUUUUGGGGUUAGUAACAUAUGGACUGAUUUCAUUUGACUUUUCGCCUUUAAGAGCAAUAAGAGUAUUGAUUUUCUUAAGUUAAUUAUCCUCAUAAUUGCAAUUAACUUUCAAAGCACUUAUUCAAUCAUUAAGAUACAUGCUCGAAGCUUUGUUGAUUGUCUUAAUAUUUUGUGUUCUUUUUGCUAAUAUAGGUCUUCAUUAGUUUGCAACUGCGUUUUACAACAAAUGUGUUUACUUAGAAGAAGGACUUAUAUUGUCUGAUUAGUAUUGUGGAUGGCUAGACUGUCCAAUUUACUCGACAUGUAUUAACGUUCCAAUCAUAUUUGCUCCAGAUCCAAUAACUAAUUUUAAUAACUUCAUUAAUUCUUUCAUUUCUAUCAUAAGAAUCAUUACAAUGGAUAAUUGGACUGAUUUGAUGUAUCCUACUCUUUACACUUAAAGUCCAUUGACUUGGAUAUACUUUGUAUUUGUGAUAUUCAUAGUUGGAUUCUUUGCAUUUAAUUUGAUUAUAGCUAUUUUGAAGACAUAUUAUUCACACAUAGUUGCCAACUAUUCGCAGGAUCAAGAGGAUGUUAGAAAAGAGUAGGAUGAUCAAAUUGAAAUUAAUCUGAGAUUUAUAAAGGAUUUAGGACUUUAUUAGAAAUUAAAGGUGCUAUAAAGAGCUAAACUUCACACAUAAUAAUAAUCUUAAGAUAGCUCUUAAUCCUAAAUUAUCAAUAAUUAUACAAUGAAAUAACCGUUCCUACACUAAUAAGGCGGAAAUUCAUCGAUUUUGAGUCCUUAAAUAUCAGCUAGAAUUGUUGCAAAGAGUACUGCAAAGAAAAUUCAAAGAUUUGCUAAAAGUUAAAUUGAAAAAACUUAAAAAAAAAAGUAAUAUGCUCAUGUACUUUCAGCUCGACAAAGAAGAGAAAUGGAAGAGCUGAAUGAUGAAAAAAAAACAAAUUUUAUAGGUAAAAUAAAGUCAUCGUGCAAGUUGAGAUACAUAAUAUUACCGAAAAGAUCAUUAAUUUUAGAAUAGACAUUCUAAUUUUAAAACUCAAAUGAAGAGGAAAUGGAUAUUCUACAUUAAUUAUAAACGCAUGAUGUUUUAGGUUGGAAAGUGUCAGUGGUAUACAAAGAUUAUGUUUCAAACUCUUAAAGCGAAGUCUUAGGAUAAAAACAAGAAUACCUAUUAAAGGAAAAAAAAUUAGUUACAGAAUUAUAAAAAAUUAGAUCCAAAAAAAUUCAUCAAUUCUAUUUUGAUGAUGAAAUCCUUAAAUAGUACUAAAAUACUUGUAACAAGAUGAUUAGAAGUAGUAUCUUACCAAUAAAUAAAACCAAAAGAAAAAUAUAGGUAUAAUCUCAAACAUUUGAAGAAUUAAGAAACGAUGAAAUAGAAAUACUAUCUCCAAAGAGACAAUCUUCUAAAUCAUCUAGUGUUGAAAGGAAAUUCAGAUCCCAAAGAAAAACUAUGCUUACAAUAAAAAAACAGAGGAGCGACUUCUUUUUUGAAUUUCCAGAGUAUUAGGAAGGAGAACCCUUUAUUUUUUUAAAUGGUGUCAAAAGGAAUUAUGAAUCUGUGUCUAUUCUAAUCAAUAGAACAUUAGAAAAUGAGCAAGAGAUUCCAGAUACAGAGGAUUUGAAUUCUCUAUUUUUUUAAUACCUGAAAUAUCGUAGAUUGGAAAUUAAGAAUAAUGUAAUAUUUAAGCAAAACAUUUCCUUACUUGAUGUCAUCAAGAAUAAAAAACUAAGUCUGCUGUCAAUAUUCAGAUCUUUAAAUUCUAAAGAAAUUCAUAUUUGGAUGAUAGGCUUUACUGGGUUAUGGAAGUCUUUCUAGUUAAAAAUAAAAAUGUGGUUAAACAAUAGUUUCAUCAAUUUAGUUUUUGAUUUUUCAAAUUUGUUGAGUUUUUGUGUUCUAUGUUCAAUUGGGUUUUUAGAUGAUGAACUUAUAGAGUAGAUUAAUUUAUAUAUGACAUUCUAACUAAUCGUUCAGAUUUCUUUGAAGUUAAUAAGCUAAGGCAUUAUACUUUUUGGAUAAGAAGGAGAGAACAUCUUAGACUCAAUGGUCAUAAUAACUUAGAUUAUAUACAUUAUAAUCAUAUCCACUGAGAUUCCAUAAAAAGAUAAUUAUGCAAGUGAAAUAAAGGCACUCAGAGCAACUAAUGCAAUUUUAUUAUAUAGAAUUAUCAAAUAUAAUUAAUUUGUAACCAGGAUUAUGAGAAUUGCAAAGAUCACAUUUAAGAAAUAUUUGAGCUUAAUGUUUUUAAUGUUAUCUAUCAUCUUGAUAUUUUCUAUUUUGGGAAUGUAAUUCUUCAUUGAGAAUUUCUAAGAAAAUGAGAGUUUAUCAUAAUUACACUCUUUUAAGAGUUUUGCAAAGUCUUGGAUGACCAUAUUUAACAUCAGCACAAAUGAUGAUGCUGUUGGUAUGUUAAAAGUUGUGAUCAAAUUUUAACAACCUUGGAUAGGAAUCCUAUUCUAUUUCAUAACCGUAUUUACAAUAAAUUAUCUGAUCUAUGGUCUUGUAAUGGCAGUAUUAUUGGAUGCUUUCUCUUCUGAAUUGGAGAGGGUUGUAGAAAAGUAACAAGAUCAAUCCUUGAUUCUGGCAAGGAAAGUGGGAAUAUAGGAGAAUAUUUAAUUUGAUAGCUAAAAUAACAAUAUUACACAAAAUGAAGAAGAAUAGUAUUUGAUCUUUGUUAUUUUUAGAGUGAAGGAAUAAAGUACUCAACCUACGAAAUCCCAUUCAUCAAAACAUCAUGCCAAAAUCAAUAUUAGAGAUUUGCCAGAAACAUCUCAAAAACUAUUUAUCAAAAAGAGAAAAAGAUAUUAACUCAUUUAUUACGAAGAUACUAAAUGCGCUGACUCUUGCUUUAUUUUUUCUUACAAUAAUAGGUUUAGAAAGAUAUGUUAUAGAAUUUCUAAAAGUUUACCAUUUAAACUCUUAAAUGACGUUACCAUAAUCAUAUCUGUAGUAUUCUAAAUACUGUCUGAUUUUCAAUUAUCAAAUAACCAAUAAUUAUUUGACUCCAGUUUGAAUCAAUACUUCGAGGUUAUCCUAUUGAUUUAGAACAUUGUGAUUUUGGCCAUAUUCAUAGUUGAAAUAAUAGCAAAGGGUUUUAUCCUUAAUGAAGGAACUAUCCUUAGGGAUUUUUGGAAGCUGGUUAAUAUGACCUAUACUACAGCAUACUUUUUGAGUUUUAUAAGUUCAGCUCCUAUUUUAAAAUAGGCACAUCAUUUAAUUUUCUGUAGACCACUAAUGAUGGUGAAUAUGUUUGGUAGUGUUUAAGGUGUAAAGAAUGCGAUGGUUAAAAGCUUGAUUUAGAUAAUCAAUAUAGUAGCUGUGAUUCUAUUUGUGUUUAUGGUCUUUAAUGUGUUUGCAAUGCAUUUAUACUAGAAGAAAAUGGGGUAUUGUGAGGAUUUAAUGAAUUUUCAUAUCAGUUAUUCUGAGUGCCAAAAGUAAAAUAAACAGUGGAUCAAUCAUCCUUAUAACUUCGAUAAUUUUGUAAAUGGACUAUUUACAUUAACUAUGAUAUCUUCAUUAGAUGCAUGGGGGGAAAUCAUGUAAGUGUGUUACAAUGCCAGCAAUUCAAGUACAGGACCUUCUCCAUUUAAAAUUUAAUGGGCCACUUAUUUACUAUUUGUGACUUUCAUUUUCAUAGGAGCUAUGUUUUUUAUGGGUUUUCUGACUGGUGUGUUAUUUACUGAAUUUUAAAAAUUUACGAAAAAGAUAGAAAACAAAAACUUAACAUAGGACCAAUCUCAAUUUAUAUAAAUUUGCUCGAUUGUUCUCAAUUAGAAACCUGGUUAUUCUCAUGCUCCUCAUUCCACUAUUAGAAAAUUGGCUUAUAAGUUAGUCUUUAGUAAAUAUUAUAAGUAUUUAUACAAUUGUAUUUUGGUUACAAACAGUAUUGCACUAUGUUUCCUAUUUGACAUUCACUCAUAAUAUACUAGAAAUUUAGCUAAUUAAUUAUAUCAAUUGCACGCUAUCAUAUUCACCUUUGAUUGCAUAAUAAAGAUUAUGGCAUAUGGAGUCACCAGGUAUAUGUCUUCAAGAUGGAGAUUGUUCGAAUUAAUCAUAACAGUCAUAUCAAUUGCAGAUUUCAUGUAUGAUUUGAAAAAACGGUGGUUUCAUCUUUUUACGAAUGGUUCAUAGGAUCAAUUUAUAAUUUACAUAGCCAAAGUCUUUUUGAUCUGUAGAGAUAUAAAGAUCUUGCUGAUAUUCUAAGAAUUUAAAGGACUUUAGAGAUUGAUGCGAGUCUUGUUCUUUACAUCCUCCUUACUUGUGAAAAUACUUUACAUAUAAUUAACUAUACAGGCUACUUAUGCACUGGUAGGAACCCGUCUAUUUGAUACCUAUAUACAUGUUUAGGGUAGAGCCAUAGAUGAGUAUUACCUGAACUUUAGGAAUUUCAUCAAUGCUGCCUUAGUCUUAUUUAAAUGUACAACGGGAGAUGAUUGGAGAGCCCUAAUUAUUGAUUGUAGUAGGUCCAAUAUGUAUUGCCGAGAUGAUGUCCAACAAUGUGGUUCUGGAUGGGCAUAUUCAUACUUUUUAUCCUACUAUUUACUAUCCAAUAUAGUAGUAAUGAACCUAUUUGUAUUAGCUUUGGUUGAUCAAUUUGAAAGUUUUUUUAGUACUACGACGAAUGUGAUUUAAACCUUUGUCGAGAAUAUCGAUCAUUUCUGUAAUUGUUGGUGCCGUUAUACAUACGAUACUAAGGGACUCAAAAUGCACACUAGAUAUAUUGGUAGAUUUUUAUUAGAUCUGAAUUAACCACUCGGGGCUUAGAAGGGAGACAAUAUAUGGGAUGCUGCGAAAGAUGCAUUUAAUUUUAGGAUUAGAGCGGAUAAAAGGAGUUAUGUUAAUUUCAAUGAAUUACUAUAUGAAACAUUGAGAUUUGCGUUCUUGGAUAAAGUGUUUAAGGAUGGAACUUAGGCAGGGAAGGCUGAGAUGAAAUUAUUUGAUAUGGCUAUGAAAAGAAAGUUAAAUGAGAAAAUGAAGGAAAGAUAGAAAAGUGGGUAAACUUAGGGAGAUAUUAAGUUAUUUGAUUCAAUUGAUGGAUCUUUUGAUUUCAAAUACUCUUAUUAGAAUUUCAACAUCUUACAGGAGUAUUUACAUUUGCUGAUCAUUUUUAAAACUUGGAAAUCUUACACAAUUAACAUAUUUGAAAAGUCAAAAAGGGGACUUUAGAAUUAUACUGAAUAAUCAAGUGAUGAGAGAUAUGAGUACAUAUCAUAAUUCAGCGUUCAUACAAAGGAUGGGUUACAAGGGUUGAAUGAAGAGAAGCUGUACGCUUCUUAAGCUAUUGACGAAUAAAACAAGGAGGAGAUAAUGCAGAAUUUCAAGGAGUCAAAUAAAUACAGAUUGACGAAUUACAAUUCAUAGAAUAGUUCUACUUUGCAAGGUGUUGUAUAUGAACCUGCAGGAACAAAUCCUACUUCUAUUAUCAGAAUGCAAUCAACCUCUUUGGAUCCAUAAGGAGUGUCAAGAUCUAUUUUGAAGAAGAAAUGUUAAACAUUAACAUUGAAUGAUGUCCUUUUGUAUUAGAACAAAUAAAAGCAAAAUGAGAAUAAAUUAAACUGA
Paramecium tetraurelia is the source of this 6402-nucleotide messenger RNA. RefSeq lists its product as uncharacterized. Gene Ontology annotation, cellular component: voltage-gated calcium channel complex; membrane. NCBI's taxonomy places the organism in Eukaryota, Ciliophora, Oligohymenophorea, Peniculida, Parameciidae. The transcript has 12 exons. Gene Ontology annotation, biological process: calcium ion import across plasma membrane. Gene Ontology annotation, molecular function: high voltage-gated calcium channel activity. The record is from RefSeq and is a predicted model, not a curated record.